UUUCUGCAGGUGACAGCCAAGGCAGUCUACUCUGCCAUAGCCAAGUAUGGAGUGACUCACUUCUGUGCUGCACCUGUGGUUCUCAACACCAUAGUCAAUGCCUCACCAGAGGACACUAUCCUUCCCCUUCCCCACGUUGUAAAUGUGAUGACAGCUGGUGCCGCUCCACCCCAAUCUGUUCUCUUUGCAAUGUCCCAGAAGGGCUUCCGUGUCACCCACACAUAUGGUCUCUCAGAAACCUAUGGUCCUUCAACUGUUUGUGCGUGGAAGCCUGAGUGGAACUCGCUGCCGCCUGAAGCCCAAGCUCGCCUGAAUGCACGUCAAGGGGUACGGUACAUUGGUUUAGAGUUUUUAGAUGUCAUUGACACUCGAACAAAGAAACCUGUUCCUGCUGAUGGAAAAACCAUAGGAGAGAUAGUGUUUGGUGGUAAUAGUGUGAUGAAGGGCUACUUAAAGAACCCGAAAGCCAAUGAGGAAGCUUUUGCAGAUGGGUGGUUUCAUUCCGGGGAUCUUGGUGUAAAGCAUCCCGAUAACUACAUAGAAAUCAAAGACAGAUCAAAGGACAUUAUCAUCUCUGGAGGUGAAAACAUCAGUAGUUUGGAGGUAGAAAAUUUACUUUACUUGCACCCUGCAGUUCUUGAGGCUUCUGUGGUGGCUAGGCCAGAUGAACGUUGGGGAGAGUCUCCUUGUGCUUUCAUAACACUGAAGCAAGGAGCCGAUAAAGAUGAGCCACGAUUGGCAGAAGAUAUAAUGAAGUUCUGCCGGUCAAAGAUGCCUGCUUACUGGGUUCCAAAGUCUGUAAUAUUUGGUCCAUUACCGAAGACGGCAACUGGGAAGAUUCAGAAGCAUAUUCUACGGGCCAAGGCAAAAGAGAUGGGACCUUUAAAGAGGAGUAAGCUGUAAGUAUGAUGACGACGAAACAGAAAACAGGCGCUUGGUAAUGUCAACUUUGA
Molecule: messenger RNA, 953 nt
Organism: Pistacia vera
Lineage: Eukaryota; Viridiplantae; Streptophyta; Magnoliopsida; Sapindales; Anacardiaceae
Product: acetate/butyrate--CoA ligase AAE7, peroxisomal-like
Exons: 1
Source: RefSeq, a predicted model, not a curated record